AUGGAAAUUUUGAAAGCUGCUCGUACAGGAUUUGGUCGCGUUCUUCAAGAUAAGUCAUUUCUACUUGGAAUGCUUAGUUUUGAUUAUAUGCAGUAUUAUCAUGCAUUGAUCGGAUCAACAGCAUCCUGGUAUAUUUAUGAUGUUCAACAAAAUAGCGAACAUGCUGUCGUACAGUUAAUUGAAGAGCGUCCAACUCUUUUGCCAGUUUUUAUGGCCGAAUUAUAUAAUCAGAUUCGUAACUUUAAUAACAAAAUAAAAAUGAUAGUAGACAUAGAUUUCGAUUUAGCUUUUGGAUAUCCUCAAUAUGUUAGUAUCGCUAGUUUAAUUGCUAUACGGAUACCGGCAACAUUUUUUGCUUUUAUCAAAGAUUGGAGCAAUGGAGAUAAUUUGAAACGUGCAUUGUUUUAUGCGAGUAAACAACAUAAUUUUAUACAACGUUCUGCUUGUUUAACAAUUCUAUCAUUAUUGGGUGAGUUAACUGUCGACCUAUGUGAAAUGUUCAUCGAAGCUGUGCGUGAUGAUCCAAAUGUUCAAAACAACUGUUAUAAAUAUAUAAAACACAUUCAUACAAUUAAAGAUGAGAAAAUCGUUUUAAAUCUUUUACUAUCUUAUUUAAAAUCAAAAUCAAUGACAGUUCGAUAUAUUACAGCUAAAAUACUUUUUCAUCUUUCUCAAUCAUAUCUUAUUCCAUAUAAACAAAUUCAAACUAUAUUGAAUGAACUUAUGUUAGAUUCUACUUCAAAUGAAGAUCUAUGGUUAAUUAAAGAGCAACAUGGUACCUGGGCAGAAUGUGAAUAUUACUAUACUGGUUCAUUGAAAGAUGUUAUUUAUUCACUUCUGGUCCAAAAUGUUACUGGACAUGCAGGUAACAAUGUUCAAAGGAAUGAAUUCAAUGAUAUUGAUUUGGAUUUCAUUGAAUCUGAAAAAGCAUCUCGCUUUGCUUCAUAUAUCUAUGAGAAAAAAAUUGGAGACACCACGGAAUAA
Molecule: messenger RNA, 984 nt
Organism: Rotaria sp. Silwood2
Lineage: Eukaryota; Metazoa; Rotifera; Eurotatoria; Philodinida; Philodinidae
Source: the annotation of a GenBank genome assembly